GUCUCAGUCUUCUCUCUGCUGCAGCCGUGCCGGGCCUGACUGGCCCGACAAACCUCGGCAGUCCCAGCAAAACAAACGCUGCCCAGCAGGUGCCCUGCGAGCGGGGCGCUUCGGAGCGCUACAAGCCGCAUUGCCACCACAGCCAUUUCUGGGAGCCAGGAAGAACCACAGCAGCAGUGUGGAGAGUGCUUCUCUUUCUGCAGCCCUGCAAGGCCAGGGUGUACAACAGCAACUAGAUAGUAUCAAUGCACGGCACAGGAGAUGGUUUCCUGUUGAUGUUGGUUUCGAGUUGAUGACCAAGCUGAUAACAGAGACACCUGACCAGCCAAUCCCAUUUCUUAUUGAUCAUCUUCAGUCCAAACAAGGGAACCGCGGUCAGCUUCAGAGAACAUUGUCUGGCUCUGCUGCCCUUUGGGCAGAGAGUGAAACAUCAGAAAAUAAAGGAACGAGGAGAGAUUUUAGAAGUUAUGAUAAACCUUGGCAGGUAAAUGCAAAAAAGCCUAAAAAGUCAAAGAGCGACCUUGCCGUGUCCAACAUUUCUCCACCGUCACCGGAGUCCAAGUCAUUGCCAAGGUCAAUAGAGCAUCCUAAAUGGGAUUGGAGGACAAAACCGGAGAACCAUGAUUUUGAUGAACUAAAUCAUAUUCUUCAAGAGAGCAAAAAACUUGGAAAAGCCCUUGAGAAUCUUUCUCGCA
Molecule: messenger RNA, 695 nt
Organism: Tauraco erythrolophus (red-crested turaco)
Lineage: Eukaryota; Metazoa; Chordata; Aves; Musophagiformes; Musophagidae
Source: RefSeq, a predicted model, not a curated record